Messenger RNA from Striga asiatica, 1368 nucleotides. Lineage: Eukaryota; Viridiplantae; Streptophyta; Magnoliopsida; Lamiales; Orobanchaceae. The record is from the annotation of a GenBank genome assembly.
GAUAAUCAAAGUUGUGAGAAAAGAGUAAUGAAGUGCUUUCAUUUCACGAGCAGCGGCGAUGAGGACGACGAGCAGGAUGGCAUCAACUCGCGCAGGGUCUCGUGGGCCCGUUCCCUUAGCGUGGCGUCCACCAACCUGGACUCGCGGCGCUCCGAGGUAGACACCGAGUCGCGCCGAGACUGGACCGACUCGUCCGAGUUGUUCAGAGAUUUUCUGAGUCAGGGUCGCGCCAAUGAUCUGCGCGUGUUCUCCUUCUCGGAGCUGAAAUCGGCCACGCGGGGGUUCAGCCGUAGUCUCAUGAUUGGCGAAGGUGGGUUCGGGUGCGUUUACAGGGGCCGGAUUGAGCUGCCGGAUCUAGGGUCGGGUUUGAAGUCCGAGAUGGAUGUUGCUAUCAAGCAGCUGAAUCGAAACGGAUGCCAGGCAUGUUUUUGCCCAGAUGGGAAAAGUGAAGCAGAUUUGAUAGCUUGUUAUCAGGGGCAUAAGGAAUGGAUAAAUGAAGUCAAUUUUCUGGGUGUGGUGAAACACCCGAAUCUUGUGAAGUUAAUUGGAUAUUGUGCGGACGAUGAUGAAAGGGGUAUCCAGCGUCUGCUGGUCUAUGAGCUUAUGCAUAAUAAAAGCUUGGAGGACCAUUUAUUGACCCGCUCAGCUUCUACCACUCUCCCGUGGAUAAUGAGAUUAAAGAUUGCCCAAGAUGCAGCUCGUGGAUUGGCAUACCUUCAUGAAGAAAUGGAAUUUCAGUUAAUCUUUAGAGACUUGAAGACUUCUAACAUCCUCCUAGACGAGGACUUCAAUGCCAAACUGUCGGACUUUGGACUCGCUAGGCGGGGCCCACCUGCUGGAUCGGGCCAUAUCUCAACAUCUGUUGUUGGUACAGUAGGUUAUGCUGCCCCAGAGUACGUGCACACAGGUAGGCUAACUACCAAAAGUGACGUAUGGAGCUUUGGCGUUGUUCUAUAUGAGCUGAUCACAGGAAGGCGAGUUCUGGAGAGAAACCUGCCACGUGGAGAGCAGAAGCUUCUGGAAUGGGUAAGGCCUUACGUGUCAGACCAGAAAAAGUUUCACCUAAUUUUGGACCAGAGGCUCCAAGGACAUGAGUGCAUCAAGUCUGCCCAGAAGCUUGCUUCCUUGGCCAACAAAUGCCUGAUGAAGCAGCCGAGGUCACGUCCUAAAAUGAGUGAGGUUACUGAAAUGUUGGAGGCCAUCAUUGGUGAAACUGUGCCUCUGGACAAAUAUGCAUAUGAGGAGAAGGGCAAAAUGGGAAACAAUGGCCGGUGGAGAGGUUUCGACUUGAAAGUGCUAGUGAUGAGGAACAGGUCGAUUGGGAAGUUGGAUUGGAGAAACUGGAGUCCGAAUCUAGUGAGGACGUGA